This is a messenger RNA of Cutaneotrichosporon cavernicola, 1140 nucleotides long. RefSeq lists its product as uncharacterized. Lineage: Eukaryota; Fungi; Basidiomycota; Tremellomycetes; Trichosporonales; Trichosporonaceae. The coding region runs from base 1 to 1140 and encodes 379 amino acids. The transcript has a single exon. The record is from RefSeq and is a predicted model, not a curated record.
AUGUCCUCCCUCGAUGCGGGGAUGUAUCCCCACCUCAUAUCCCUCAUUGUCGACCUGGCGUCUCACGAGUCGCUCAUCUACCUCCGCGCGACUUGCCGCGCAUUCCGCAUCCACGCCGACAUGAACCUCAACGCGGGGAGGCUUAUCGUCACUCCGGUAGCCGCUGGGGAGCAGCGCGUCGUCGUUUCCUCGGAAUGCGGGAGGAUUCCAGCCUUUGCCGGCUGGGCUUUAUCCCCGCCACCGCCGAAUAUUGAUGAGUUGGCGACUCCUAGCCAUGACGAUGAGGAGCCAGCACACCAUGGACCGAAUGACGACGAUUCCGUUAAGUGCGUGACCGAGGAGAGUCGCAAGAGUGGUGCUGCCCCAGGCCCAAUCCCCAAGGAAAUGGACAUGCCUUACGGCCCCGUUCCCAAUCUGCGGUUUACGACUGCCAUCGACCUUUUGGGCGCCAUUGGAAGGGAGUAUACCCGCCGCCUGGUUACCAGCUACCCCAUCGGAGGGAAGGCGUACCUGCGCGUCGUCGAUCCCCACCAGCUCCCGCCCCGGAUACCAUGGAACAUCUGCAUAGGCGACAUGUCUCUCGUCAAGUUCAUCACACUCCCGGACAUGAUGAUAGCCGAUCGAAUGAUCCCCUCCAAGAGGGCCUUGGAGGUCCUCAACAUCGCAUACCACCCGCGAGACAAUUACACUGCCAGUUACCUACGCGAGUCCAAAGGUUCCGAUGCGCUGUCGUCGGUUUUUAUUUUCCACCACGCUUCCAAGCCAUGCUUGGGAGCGGCACCAGAAGACGAACUCGACUUUACCUCCCUCGUCAUGUACAGUGAGGACGACAUGCUCGAUAUCGUGUUCAGCGGGAUUGCCAGUAGUUUGGUGGAUGGCAUGAAGGUCACGGUUGUUGGAGUUGACGUGAUUGCUGAAUCGCGGUGGUUGAAGAACAUGGACGAGAACUUAGUUGGCGUGGACGACCGGCAUAACUUGCGGGUUCUCGUCUGGCUCCAGUGCUUCCAACCAGGCCGUUGGUCGUUGAUAGACCAUGGUCACUGGCCAAACUUGGAGUUCAAGACGAUGGACGAGUUCCUCGCGAGCGUGCCCGUGUCGCGUGACGCCGCACUGGAAACAACCCGGGAGGGUCGUCUGUGA